Messenger RNA from Eruca vesicaria subsp. sativa (arugula), 696 nucleotides. Lineage: Eukaryota; Viridiplantae; Streptophyta; Magnoliopsida; Brassicales; Brassicaceae. The record is from the annotation of a GenBank genome assembly.
AUGGAGCUAGCCGGUUUAAGCUUCCUUAAACUCUCUUUCCUCCUCAGCCUCCUCUCCAGCGGUUCAGACUUCCUAAACCCAAUUUCCGAACCGGGUCUCGUCGGUAAGUUCCCGCCUUCCUGUAACAGAAUCGAAUGCCCAAAUUACGAUGUGGUUCACGCGGGAAACGGUUACGAGAUUCGCCGGUACGAUACAACGGUCUGGAUUUCCACUCAACCGAUUCAAGACAUCUCUCUUGUCGAUGCUACAAGAACAGCUUUCUUCCAGUUGUUUAACUACAUACAAGGGAAGAACAAGUAUCAUCAGAAGAUAGAGAUGACAGCUCCAGUGAUCAGUCAAGUCUCACCAAGCGACGGUCCAUUCUGUGAAUCAUCCUUCACAGUAUCCUUCUACGUUCCCAAAAAGAAUCAGCCUGAUCCAGCUCCAGCAGAGAAUCUCCACAUCCAGAAAUGGACACCUAGGUACGUGGCAGUGAGACAGUUCAGUGGCUUCGUCUCUGAUUCCACCGUCGGAGAAGAAGCUGCUGCGCUGUCUGCUAGUCUUGAAGGCACAGCUUGGGCUAAUGCUAUAGAGAAAAGCAAAGAAGAAGGUGGUGUUGGAGCUGAUUCAGCUUACAUUGUGGCUCAGUAUAACUCACCGUUUGAGUUCACUGGUCGUGUUAAUGAGAUUUGGUUACCGUUUCAAAUGGAUGAUUAA